ACUGCGCGGACUCUAGUUGUGUGUAGUGCCAUGGACGGACGUUUAGAGACGGAUUUGUAUCCUGUGGGAUCCAGGUACGUCAACGAAAUAGACGGAGUCCAUGACAUAACAGUUGGCACAAAGAGGGGAUCUGACGAACUCUUUUCCUCCUGUAUAUCCAACGGACCAUAUAUCAUGAGCUCAGGAGCUGCAAAUGGUAACGACAGUAAGAAGUUUAAAGGUGACAUCAGGAGUCCGGGCGUUCCGUCUCGAGUCGUCCACGUGCGCAAGUUACCCAACGACAUCAAUGAAGCGGAGGUGAUUUCCUUGGGGCUGCCAUUUGGCAAAGUGACCAACCUGUUGAUGCUGAAGGGGAAGAACCAGGCUUUUCUGGAGAUGAACACUGAAGAGUCUGCGCAGACGAUGGUCAGCUACUACUCCUCCGUCACCCCCGUCAUUCGAAACCACCCUGUGUUCAUGCAGUACUCCAAUCACAAGGAGCUGAAGACUGACAACUCGCCCAACCAAGUGAGGGCGCAGGCGGCACUGCAGGCAGUGAACGCGGUCCAGACGGGCAGUGUGUCUCUGAGCAGUGCGGAUGGAGGUUCAGGGACCCAGAGCCCUGUGCUUAGAGUCAUUGUGGAGAAUCUCUUCUAUCCAGUCACUCUGGAUGUCCUGCAUCAGAUAUUCUCAAAGUUCGGCACAGUGCUGAAGAUCAUAACCUUCACCAAAAAUAACCAGUUCCAGGCCCUCGUACAGUAUGCAGAUGCCAUGACUGCCCAGCAUGCCAAACUGUCUCUAGAUGGGCAGAACAUCUACAAUGCCUGCUGCACCCUGCGCAUCAGUUUCUCCAAGCUCACCAGCCUGAACGUGAAGUACAACAAUGACAAGAGCCGCGACUACACUCGCCCAGACCUGCCUACCGGAGACAGCCAGCCUUCUCUGGACCCUCAGGCCAUGGCUGCUACCGCUUUCACAGCUCCUGGUAUAAUCUCAGCUGCUCCCUAUGCAGGUGCACAUGGGUUCCCACCAACAUUUGCCAUCCAGCAGGCAGCAGGUCUGUCCCUGCCUGGUGUACCUGCUGGAGCUUUGGCCUCUCUUGGCGUUCCAGGUGCUGCGGCGGCGGCUGCUGCAGCGGCCGCCGCUGCUGGACGCCUCGGCCUAUCCGGCCUCAGCCCUGGUGGACACAGCGUUCUGCUGGUCAGCAACCUGAACCCUGAGAGCGUUACGCCCCAAUGCCUCUUUAUUCUUUUCGGUGUCUAUGGUGACGUCAUGAGAGUGAAGAUCCUGUUCAACAAAAAGGAAAAUGCUCUGGUGCAGAUGGCAGAUGGAACACAAGCCCAGUUAGCCAUGAGUCACCUGAACGGUCAGAAGCUCCAUGGUAAGGCUCUGCGAAUCACCCUGUCCAAACACACCACUGUGCAGCUUCCCCGCGAAGGCCACGAGGACCAGGGGCUCACCAAGGACUACAGCAACUCUCCUCUCCACCGCUUCAAAAAGCCCGGCUCCAAAAACUACUCCAACAUCUUCCCUCCCUCCUCUACCCUGCACCUCUCCAACAUCCCACCUUCUGUUGGCGAAGAUGAUCUCAGAGAGCUGUUUCGGAGCUCAGGGGCAACGGUUAAGGCUUUCAAGUUUUUCCAGAAAGACCACAAGAUGGCGCUCAUCCAGAUGAGCUCAGUAGAGGAGGCAAUCGAGUCGCUGAUCGAGUUCCACAAUCACGACCUGGGGGAGAACCAUCACCUCCGCGUUUCCUUCUCGAAGUCCACCAUCUGAGGGCGGGGUAGUCAGGAGCUGGUCAUUUCAGGAGGGGGGGGAUAGAGAGAGAGAGACUGUCACUUUAGACCAAACUUAAAGCCUUCCACAAUUUAUAAUGCUGUGGAUUUUCCACAAGACACACUUUAUCAUUCCUUUUUUUUUUCUUUAAAUCUAUAUUCACACGUAUGCUUGUCUAUUUAAGAUGCCACUUUUGAACCAAUAGAUCAGAGGAGACAAUGAAGACCCAGCGUUUUAUUUAGGUUUGAUGGAGCUUUUUUUUUUCCCCUCUUUGCUGGUUUCCUCUCUUAGACUUGGCUUGGUCACUGAUGUUGGUGCAGAGCAACGCUACAUUUCACUGAAGCUUUGUAGCUUUUCAGUCUUCGCUAUAUUAUAUGGAAGCCGUUUGUCAGGUUAAAGAGGAAAAUGGCCAGUUUUUGCAACUUUUUUGAACUUAAAAUAUAGUUUUCUGAAAAUGUAAAACUAAUGACUUAUUUUCUAAUGACUUUCUUAUUGUAACUCAUUUGACACAGUUUUUACAUCAAAUUAUGAGCUGGCAAGUGAAAGUUAAGAGAAACUUUGUUUAAGUGCAUUUUGAAAUUCAUAAUUGAUGUAAUAAGUCUUGUAAGAAAGUUUUGAGGAUGUAAGUCAUUAUUUUGAGAGGAAAAACUCGUCAUAGUUUUAACCUCUCAUACUCGCCUGGUCUAAACGGGUUUCCAUAUUAUUUGGUUUGAUGCACAAUAUGUAGCAGUAGUUGCUGUUCUACGGGGUUUCUGGGAGAUGUAGUCCUGUUUAGGAUUCUUGAUAUGCUGCCUAGUUUACACUCUGUGCCUCUGCAGGGUGGGUCAUUAAAAACCCACCCAAUUUCAGGUCGCCCAGCCGUUCUAUACAAAGUUCAAUCUGUUGUAGUUUUGAAACCCGUACCGCUUAAAUUUCUUAUUUUCCUCCUGUCAAUUCUGCCUUUCAAAAAUGCUGUGCCUUAAUUGGUGUUGAAGUGCAUUUAGCCUUACUGCUAGCUCCAAAAAGGACUUUGAUUUAAAUUUAUGGUGAGUUUGAGGCCUUUUUUGUGUUCAUAAAAUUCAGAAAUACUUCAGGUUAAAUUGCAGAUCAGGCCCUUCGUCUGUUGUCCGCGUCUUUACAGCUCCAAAAGGUGGCUCUUCGUAAGACUUUCUCGGAAUAUGUAAUUAGGAAAGACUUCUUUUAAAUCCCUUUGUUUUGUUCCCUUGAUAGUCAAGCUAUAUCCGGGGACCUCGUCCUUAUCUUCGUUUAAAAGUAUACUCCUGUAUGACUAUAUAGCAGUUUUCAUUUCGUUUAUCAGUCUUUUUUUUUUUUUUUUUUUUUUUUUAGAUGCACACACUUUUGUAUCGUUUCUAUACUGUAUAAGAUCUAUUUGGGCAUUGUCCCAUCAAUCACUGUGCCUUAGCUAGCUUAGUCUCCAUCGCGGUCGGAGACCCAGCUCGUAGUUUUUCUGUUCAUUGUACCGACACUCAGUACACGGCAGCUUCACCCUACAGCAUGCCUUACGGAUAAAGCCUUUUACAUUUGAGGGCUUCUUCCUGCCCUGAAACGAGGCAAAAAACUGCGUUUAUGUUGCUCUUCAUCAGUGUGCACAAUUUUUAUAGCUAAAUCAGACAUUUUUAGGGCUGGGUAUCAAAAUUUACAGCUUUUAGUGGCAUUCAAUACAAAGUCAGUGUCAGUAAUGGACCUACAUAAAGUGUAGGUGUUGUGACGUCAUCAGCGUGAGAUACAGGUAUGUACGUUUAUUUGUAGUGAGAUUAAUUAAAUGCGGAAUUCUGGAGUGCAGUAAAUACGUCAUAUCAGAUUACAAUCUUAGUCAGAUCUAAACAUCCAAAGUCAGUAGUUUACGUUUUUCCAAAGAUACUAAUAUUGUGCAUCCCUAAUUCAGUAGUCGGUUUGUUGGCAUCAGUGGGUCAGUUGGCAUGCUUGUUCCGCAGUCGAGACUGCCGAUUGCUGAUUGGCUGUCCCAAGUUGCAUUCCGUAUGCAUGUUGACAUCAGCACUGCUCCUUUAGUCCAUCAGUGCCCCCACUUUCACAGAGGCUACGCUCAUGUUACCAGGUUGAAGUGGCACAAAUCUGAUUUUUCACCCUAAUAUGACUCUGAUCUGAUGUUUUCACGACUGUUUGGACACACACAUCUGAUCUUUUCAAAUCUGAGCUGAGCCACUUUCCCAUGUGGUCCUAGAUCAGAUAGGUAUGCGUUUACAUGCACUUGAUAAUCCGAUCGGAAUCUGCUAUCUGCACUUAAUUUUAUUUUUCAAAUGGUCAUGUAAACACCAUACUCUGAUUAAGAAAUCUGGUAGAGGCUGGUUUUUAGCUCAGUAAUCAGGUUUCUUGGUCUGAGCAUGUGUGAAAAGACUGCAGUACUGAAAUAAGCGAGCAGCAUCACUUUGUUUUUCUGCGUCUCGCGGUUGUGCUGCUCACUUAUUGAAACCAAAUAAGUUGUUGAUGAAAUGCAAGAUUUAAAUAUUCAUCUUCUAGAUAUGUUUGUUUUCAGGUAAAGCGGCGCGAUGAUUAAAAUACAAAAAAGCCGCAACAUAAAGUUAGAGUUUUACGUUAUAUUUACAUCACGUCGUCUUCUGUGAGUUUAUUGGCUGGUUGUAAAGCAAAAAUGCGAUUGUCUGACUCGGGUAGAUCCGGAGUUUCUCCACUAUCCGAUUACUCAAGUGCAUGUAAACCCAUUGAUCAGAUUACUGAUAAAAUCAGAUUUUCUGCAGUUAUUGAAUUUUUAGUGCAUGUAAACACUCGAUGUGAACUCUGAUCGGAAUACGUUAGAUGUUUUUCCUCCACUGCACGUAACCAUCAUUCAGCGUUACCACGGCAACAAUGCCGAACAGAUGUUAAAGCCUGGUGGAAAAGCAGCUCAUCUCACCUUGUUCUCCUUCGUCUGGCUCUAAUAAUGAAGCUGAGAGCUGAUCAGAGUUAAUGAUCUUCUCAGCGAAGCUCGUUCUGCUCGUUAGU
Molecule: messenger RNA, 4713 nt
Organism: Pygocentrus nattereri (red-bellied piranha)
Lineage: Eukaryota; Metazoa; Chordata; Actinopteri; Characiformes; Serrasalmidae
Gene: ptbp1a
Product: polypyrimidine tract binding protein 1a
Exons: 16
Coding region: 31-1755 (574 amino acids)
Biological process (GO): mRNA processing; regulation of RNA splicing; regulation of cell differentiation
Cellular component (GO): nucleus
Molecular function (GO): mRNA binding
Source: RefSeq, a predicted model, not a curated record